UCACACGUGUGAAUUCCACCUACGAAAACCUCGACAGUCGCAGACUCCACAACCAAGUCCCUUCGGCGGCGGAGCUCCGGAAUCCAUCCUAAUUUUCCGAGAGAUUUCUCUCUCUCUCUCUCUCUCCGAGUUUCUAGGGUUCAAGGCUAGAGUGUUUCCAUGGCUCAAUUGCAUGCCAUUUCCUCAUGUUCUUCGUCCAGGAUUAGCUUGCUUUCCUCUGCACAAGCAGAGUGGCCUGUCCGACGUAAAAAAAUAUCUUGCGUGAAGAGACCCUGCUCUUUCCAGGAGGCUGGUGCUGUGUCUAGUGGUUUCCUUGGGCAUUUAUCCAUUCAUCAUAGUUUACACCAAGCACCAUCGUCUCGGACCAAAGCCAUACUGAACGUACUGUCCAGUGAAAAGGAUGGUGGAUUGACCAGCCCGGGGACAACUGAAAAUGGCAGGGGAUUGCGUGGACAGUUGAAGAAAGUGGUCUUGGCCUAUAGUGGUGGUUUGGACACAUCAGUGAUUGUGCCAUGGCUAAGGGAAAACUAUGGCUGUGACGUUGUAUGCUUCACUGCAGAUGUUGGUCAAGGUGAUAUGGAGAUGGAAGGCUUGGAAAGAAAAGCCAAGGCUAGUGGGGCAUGCCAACUUGUUGUUAAGGAUCUAAAGGAGGAAUUUGUUAGGGAUUUUAUAUUUCCAUGUUUGCGUGCUGGUGCAGUCUAUGAACGGAAAUAUCUUCUUGGAACUUCAAUGGCGCGUCCUGUUAUUGCUAAGGCAAUGGUUGAUGUUGCUAAAGAAGUUGGCGCAGAUGCAGUUGCACAUGGAUGCACAGGAAAAGGGAAUGAUCAGGUUCGUUUUGAACUUACUUUCUUUGCGUUGAAUCCCGAACUUAAUGUUGUGGCUCCAUGGAGAGAAUGGGAUAUCAAGGGACGAGAAGAUGCUAUAGAAUAUGCAAAGAAGCAUAAUGUCCCUGUUCCUGUCUCAAAGAAAUCUAUAUAUAGCAGAGAUCGGAAUCUGUGGCACCUUAGUCAUGAGGGUGAUAUCCUCGAGGACCCAGCAAAUGAACCAAAAAAGGAAAUGUACAUGAUGACUGUGGACCCUGAAGAUGCACCUAACCAACCUGAGUACGUGGAGAUCGGUAUUGUUGCCGGUAUACCUGUCUCAUUAAAUGGAAAGGACCUCUCCCCGGCAUCAUUACUAUCAGCGCUUAAUGAGCUUGGAGGGCAACAUGGCAUUGGCCGAGUUGACAUGGUUGAAAACAGACUCGUCGGCAUGAAGAGCCGUGGUGUCUACGAGACUCCCGGGGGCACCAUCCUCUACGCAGCUGUCCGUGAACUUGAAUCUUUGACACUAGACCGCGAGACCAUGCAGUUCAAGGACACAAUUGCCCUCAAGUACGCUGAGCUUGUUUAUGCUGGCAGAUGGUUUGAUCCUCUCCGCGAGUCCAUGGACGCAUUCAUGGAGAACAUAACAAAGACCACAACCGGGUCUGUGACUCUCAAGUUAUACAAGGGAUCUGUGACUGUCGUUUCACGGCGAAGCCCCAGUAGUUUGUACAGGGAGGACAUAUCAUCAUUCGAGAACGGCGAUAUUUAUAAUCAAGCAGAUGCUGCUGGAUUCAUCCGUCUCUAUGGUUUACCGACUAGGGUAAGGUCAAUGCUGGAGAGAGGAAUCUGAAAGCUUAUGUAUAAUGUUAUCGAGUGAUAAACUUAUCGGUCUCAUUGAUCAAUAAACUGAUUCCGGAUUUGCUGUGUUUGAGCUUUUUGGUAGAUGAGAGUAAGAGACAGGUCUGUGAACCUGUGACUAGUCCCUCUCAUGUAUUAAUCCUUUGCUUUAUUUAUGUAUGUUUGGAUUCUGGUUGGCUUUAUAUUAUUUGGCAUUUUAGGGUUA
This is a messenger RNA of Dioscorea cayenensis subsp. rotundata (Guinea yam), 1869 nucleotides long. RefSeq names its product argininosuccinate synthase, chloroplastic. The coding region runs from base 160 to 1656 and encodes 498 amino acids. Lineage: Eukaryota; Viridiplantae; Streptophyta; Magnoliopsida; Dioscoreales; Dioscoreaceae. Gene Ontology annotation, biological process: L-arginine biosynthetic process; urea cycle. Gene Ontology annotation, molecular function: argininosuccinate synthase activity; ATP binding. The record is from RefSeq and is a predicted model, not a curated record. The transcript has 10 exons. Gene Ontology annotation, cellular component: cytoplasm.